CAACAACUCAGAACAUUGAAGGAGCUCCGCCCUCUUUCCUCUGUAAAACUGUUACCAUGGCAACGGAAACCUCAUCCAAACAUGACCACAUGUCCUGCAAAGAUCUGAUCCAGUCAGGAUCUCCUGCUAUCUUCCAGCUGAGACCAAAGAAAGAAACCAUGGGAACUCUAAGAACAAUGACUCUUGGUAAAAGAAAUUCACACAAGAUAAACAAAACCAUCUUACUUGUGGGUGAAACAGGAACAGGAAAAUCUAAACUGAUCAACGCUCUGGUGAACUACGCCAUGGGAGUGAAGUGGGAGGAUGAUGUCUGGUUUCAGAUCGUAGAGGAGGAGGAGAGUCAAUCAGAGAGUCAGACAUCAGAUGUGAUGGUGUACCAGAUCUUUGGUUUUGAAGGUGAAACUCUGCCCUACUCUCUGACCAUCAUCGAUACUCCUGGAUUUGGAGACACCACUGGCACCGAACAAGAUGUGAUCGUCAGUCAACGAUUAUUUGACCUGUUUUGCUCAAAAGCAGUUCAUCAGAUAAAUGCGGUGGGUCUGGUGCUGAAAGCCAGUGAGAAUCGACUGAGUGACCGACUGAGGUACAUCUUUGAGUCUGUGGUGUCUCUGUUUGGAAAAGACAUGGAGAAGAACAUAGUCGCCCUGAUCACACACUCAGAUGGAAGAAAACCUACAAAUGUUCUGAAAGCACUCAAGAAUGCAAACUUUAAGUGUGCCAGAAAUGAUAAGAAUCAGCCUGUCCACUUCCAGUUUAAUAACUGCCAGGAGGAAGACAGGUCAGAGGAGCAAGAAGAACUUCAACAUGCAGAUAAAAUAUCAAUGAAAGGCAUGAGUCAGUUCACAGACUUCCUGGAAAAAACUCCACCUCAAAAGCUGGAAAAAACGGUGCACGUUCUGAUUGAGCGAAUCAGACUGGCAGCCUGCAUCAACAACCUGCAAGAGAGGAUCGAGUUCGUUGAACUGAAACAAGAAGCAGUCAAUGAUAAUCAGGAGCGUCUGAAUAGAUAUAAACAAGAGAUGGAGGGCAAUAAGGGAUUUACUAUAGAAGUAGAGGAGGUCUACAAAGUAAAAAGAGCAGUCAACAGAGAGAGGAGGUGGUGGUGGCUUUGGUUAAACUACGGAGGAGCAGUCUGCUGUACUGUCUGUGAGGAGAACUGCCACUAUCCAUGCACACUGACCUGGUAUCCAGAAUACUGUGAGGUCAUUAAAGAUGGCCGCUGCACUGUGUGCACUGGGAAGUGUCCUGAAUCAGUUCAUGUGAAAGAACAGCAAUGCCUUACAUGUGAGGGAGAGUGUCGUGAUUCAACACAUAAAACUUUCUGGAUCUAUACGACCGAGACAAGAACAGUUCAGAAGACCGAGCAACAAAUGAAAGAGAAAUAUGAAAAGGGCAAAGCAGAAAGUGAGGAGUCAACAGACCUUUUGGAAAAUCUGAAGAAGGAAAUAGAAGAACUUCAGAAGGAAAAGGAUGAGUGUCUGGAAGAGGCCUAUCAGCAUGUCCUCAGUCUGGAGAAGAACGCCCUGAAUGCUAAUUCACUGUCAACUCAUGUCCACCUGGACUUCCUGAUUGAGAAGAUGAAGGAGAAAGGAGACAAAGAGAAGGUCCAGAAACUGGAAGAGAUGAAAAAACAAAUGGAUGAAGAUAAAGGAUUCAAAGCAGCGGCGUGGUACGGGUUUGGCAAAACAGCAGCUAAAGCAGCAUUUCAGAAAGUAAAACAGACUGAUUGUGAGCAGACAGCUGUGUAG
Centropristis striata (black sea bass) is the source of this 1748-nucleotide messenger RNA. RefSeq lists its product as uncharacterized. The transcript is spliced from 3 exons. Gene Ontology annotation, molecular function: GTP binding. The record is from RefSeq and is a predicted model, not a curated record. NCBI's taxonomy places the organism in Eukaryota, Metazoa, Chordata, Actinopteri, Perciformes, Serranidae. Bases 57 to 1748 code for a protein of 563 amino acids.